GCCUGAGUCGGUGUUGCCGGAAGUGGGGCUACUUCGGCGGCGAAGCCUCAGACGGCAGCGAGCUCGCGACUAAGAUGGCCGGGGCCGCCACGGUUUCCACCACCCGGGAGCAGCUCCGGCACCUGGCGGCGGAGCUGCGGCUGCUCCUACCGAGAGUGCGGGUCGGCGAAGCCCAGGAGACCGCCGAGGAGUUCCAGCGGGACGCGUUCUGGGGACGACUCCAUGAGGCCGCCGCCAAGGUGUCCGGGGAAGCCACGGCGCUCACCACCGCGGUCCGCUCUCGACUUCCGGCGCCCGCGCCUUCGCCGUCUCCACAGGAAACCCAGAGAAUCUGUGAGCAGGUCCAUGCUGCCAUGAAGGCAAUUGUUGAAGUGUACUGUUCUCUUCCUAAAGAUCAGGGGAUCAUCCUGAGAAAGCUGGUACGCAACUCUGUUUUGGACAUCAUGGAUGGCAUGACUCAGCUUGUGGAAGUUCUUCUUACCACUCUAGUGCAGAGCCCUGAGAACAAUGACCUUAUUUCCUGCAACAGUGUCUGGGUUGCAUGUGAGCAGGUGCCUCGGAUACCAAGAGAUAACAAAGCUGCAGCCUUUCUAAUGCUGACCAAGAGUGUAGAUUUUGUGAAGGAUGCAUAUGAAGAAAUGGAGCAGGCUAUAGAAGAAUGUGAUCCUUACCGUGGCCUCUUGAAUGAUUGUGAAGAGGACAAUUCUAACAACCAUAGUAAUGAGAAUGGUACACUGGCGUUGCCAAGCAAUCGGGACUCCUAUUGGUCAGAGGAGGACCGAGAGCUCAUACUUCCAUGCCUUGCACUGGUGAGAACAUCCAAAGUCUGCCUGAAGAAAAUCCGGCUCUUAGUGGCAAAGAAUGGGAAGAAGGACCAGGUGGCCCAGCUAGAUGACAUCGUAGAUAUUUGUGAUGAGAUCAGCCCCAGUGUGGAUGAUUUGGCCCUGAGUAUAUAUCCACCUGUGUGCCAACUUACUGUGCGACUCGGUUGUGCAAAACUUGCAUCUGUUUUAAAGAAGGCACUUGAAAUUACAAAAGCGAGUCAUGUGGCCUCUCAGCCAGAAGAUAGUACGAUCCUUUUACUCAUGAAUGCCAUUGAUCAUUUCAUGAACAGAGUUAAGGAACUCACUCAAUGCAAUUGAAUUAUGAGUGUCAGGCUCAUUCUUACUCUUUUCUUUCCCUCUUUUGCAUUCACACCCAGGUCCCAAUGUUUGCUUUUAAGUGGAGCUAGAGCACUUACUGGAUGGAAAGGGAGUUUCUGUCUAUAUUUUAUAAAAGACUGUUAAAAAAAAAAAAGACUGUUAACAGAGAUUAUUGGCUGACCAGAUUGGCAAUUGUUUAUAAGCCAUAUGAGUAUGUUUCUGUGCUUAAUAAAAAAGAUAAUUGCAUAUGUUUGUGUUCCUGAAUUUUCUCUCAGAUAUUCUUAGGAAGAUACCUUAUUCUUAAUUUGCAGUAACACAUAUUGUUUCAUUGCUGAAGGUGUUGAUGGUAAGGUGCCAAAGAUGAGUCUCCUUUCAAAGUUUCUUUGAGAAAUGCAGUCUGUUGAAACAAGAACCUUUCUUCCUUUCCUCCUUUUGGUGUGGUACUAGGGUUUGAACUCAGGGUCUUGUACAAAACCCACUUUUAGUACUUACAUAAUAUUCUUAUCCGUCUUUCUGAUUAUUAGCCAAGCUUAUUUGACCUCUGAAAUAAAUUGGGAUUGUACUCA
This is a messenger RNA of Perognathus longimembris pacificus (Pacific pocket mouse), 1708 nucleotides long. It is a transcript of the gene Ccndbp1, whose product is annotated as cyclin D1 binding protein 1. The record is from RefSeq and is a predicted model, not a curated record. Bases 75 to 1142 code for a protein of 355 amino acids. Lineage: Eukaryota; Metazoa; Chordata; Mammalia; Rodentia; Heteromyidae. Gene Ontology annotation, biological process: regulation of cell cycle. Gene Ontology annotation, cellular component: nucleus. The transcript has 11 exons.